AUGAGCGGUGCCCCCGGCGGGCCCCGGCCGAGGACCCCGCCGAGCCGCGGAGCCGCGGGCGCCCCGUCGCCCCGGCCGCCCCCCGCCGACCCGCUGCGCCAGGCCAGCCGGCUGCCCAUCCGCGUCCUGAAGAUGCUCAGCGCCCACGGGGGCCACCUCCUGCACCCCGAGUACCUCCAGCCGCUCUCGUCUACGCCCGUCAGCCCCAUCGAGCUGGACGCCAAGAAGAGCCCGCUGGCGCUGCUGGCCCAGACCUGCUCGCAGAUCGGCAAACCCGACCCGCCGCCGUCCUCCAAGCUGAACGCCGUGGCCUCCGCCGGGCUGCCCGCCGCCGACAAGGAGCCGGCCGCCCGCCCCGCCGCCCUGAAGCCGCCGGGCAGCGGCGACGCGCCGCCCGAGGACAAGUCCAGCUUCAAGCCCUACUCGAAGGGCGGCGGGGAGCCGCGCAAGGACGGCAGCGCCGACAAGGCCGGCUUCCGAGUGCCCAGCGCCGCUUGCCCGCCGUUCCCCCCGCACGCCGCCGCCUCGCCCGGCGGCUCCCGCGACGCCUCGCCCCAGCACGCCGACCCCAAGGGCGCCGAGGAGAAGAAGGAGCCCGAGGCGGGCAAACCCAGCCCCGAGGGGACGGGCGGGGGGCUGGGGCGCGGGGCGACGGAGCCCGGGGCGCACGGCGAGCCCCCCUCGGGCCGCAAAUCGGAGCCCCCCGCCCUGCCGCCCGCCGGCCAUGUGGCCCCCGUCUCGCCCUACAAGCCGGGCCACUCCGUCUUCCCGCUGCCGCCCUCCAGCAUCGGCUACCACGGCUCCAUCGUCGGCGCCUACGCCGGCUACCCGUCCCAGUUCGUGCCCGGGCUGGACCCCACCAAGCCGGGCCUGGUGGGCAGCCAGCUGCCGGGGGCUCUGGGGCUGCCGGGGAAGCCGCCCAGCUCCAGCCCGCUCACCGGGGCCUCGCCGCCCUCCUUCAUGCAGGGAUUAUGCCGGGACCCGUAUUGCCUGAGCUACCACAGCGCCUCGCACCUGGGCUCCAGCAACUGCUCCAGCUGCGUGCACGACCCCGGCAGCCUGAAGAGCGGAUACCCCUUGGUGUACCCCACGCACCCCCUGCACUCGGUGCACACCACGCUCUCCUCCGGCGGCACCCCCAGCCUGCCCGGCCACCCCCUCUACACCUACGGCUUCAUGCUGCAGAACGACCCCCUGCCCCACAUAUGCAACUGGGUGUCUGCCAGCGGACCCUGCGACAAGAGGUUUGCCACCUCGGAGGAGCUGCUCACCCACCUACGGACCCACACGGCUCUGCCCGGGGCGGACAAACUCUUGGCGGGUUACCCUACCUCCGGGCUGGGCUCCGCAGCCUCCUGCCACCUCCACCUCCCGCCCGCCGCCCCCGGGAGCCCCAACACGUUACCGGCCUCCCUCUCCUUGAGGAGCCCACACACUUUGGGACUAAACAGGUACCACCCCUACGGCAAGAGCCACUUGCCCACGGCCGGCGCGCUGCCCGUGCCCUCCUUGCCGGCCGCCGGACCUUACUACUCGCCAUACGCGCUCUACGGCCAAAGACUAACUUCAGCUUCUGCACUGGGAUAUCAGUAACCACGGCGGCUCCAGCCUCCUCUUCCUCAGCCCCCCCCGGCUCCCUCCUCCGACUGUGUAUUUAUUUACUGUAUGUUAGCUUAAAGCUGGGAAUAUAAGUGCAUUAAUACACCACUGAGCGAUGGUAUGCAAAAAGUCUGUGUCCAAAAAAAGAGAAAAAGAAAAAAAGAACCCCCCCUCCCCUCCUCUUUGCUCUGCAGGUGUGGGGCUUUGCUUCUCCCCUUCUGUUUGCUUUUUGGUUUUGGGUUUGUUUUCUUUCCUCCACCUUCUUAAUUUCCCUCCCUGAGAAAUUCUUGCAUGACUCCUGACACACAGCGAGCUGGGAGGGGGAGAAAAGGCAUUUUCCUCCUCCCCUUCUGCGCUUCCCGCGCUGGGAUUCUGUUCCUCCCCGCGCUGGGAUUCGGUUCCUCUCCGUUUGUAACCGUAACAGAUGUCACUUUUUAAUAGGUUUUUUUUUUGUUGGUCGUUUUUUCCAUUUUUUUAACAUUUUUCUUUGGUUUUUUUUGGCCAUGUUGGGGGGCGGCUGCAGCGGAUGCCCCGACCCCCCCCGCCCCCCAUCCCACGCCGCCCCACCCGCGGCCGGCUCCCGCCGUGGGAAGCGGGACCGUGUGUCCGUCUGUCCAUCCGGCUGUAUCCCCCUGCCCCACACCCCGAGGGGAAGGGGGGGAGGCGGAGUGGUGGGUGGGGGGGCGGGAACGACGGCGAAGAGCGGCGGCCCCCGAGGGCAGGAGCGGCGGCCGGAGCACCGGGAGGGCGGCGAGCGUGGCGGGUGGAUGAGCUCCGGCCUGGUAAGUCUUUAUUUUGUUAAUAAAUGGCUGUUGGUUAUA
Messenger RNA from Colius striatus (speckled mousebird), 2420 nucleotides. RefSeq names its product zinc finger protein 703 (gene ZNF703). Gene Ontology annotation, cellular component: nucleus. Lineage: Eukaryota; Metazoa; Chordata; Aves; Coliiformes; Coliidae. The record is from RefSeq and is a predicted model, not a curated record. Gene Ontology annotation, biological process: negative regulation of DNA-templated transcription.